AGGUCAAGGACGAAGGGAAAAAAAUGUCGGGUCUUGUCUCAAGGGAUACUCAUGUGAUAUAUCAAUGCUCUAGCACUUAGUGACUUACUGUUCAAACGUUAUUAGCGAGGUUAAAGUUUCAGACAGAAUGUCAGAAUUACAAAAUGACAAACAGGACAAAAGCAAAAUGCCCCCCGGAUCUUCGAUCUCGGGGGCAUAAAAAGGUCAAACAAAGGUAUCCAGGCCAGGCAUGGUACUUGGUAUUGCGAAAUUUUUCCUUACUGAUCGGGAUCGGAAUGUUGGAAAUUAUUAUGUCAUUUCCGUUAAUAUGCUAACGACUAUAGAAGUGCAACUACGUUGAACUAAAACACCACCGUCUAUUCUACAUGACCUUAACAAGAGGAUGCCAGAGUGCAGCGGUGUUAUGGGGGAGGAGUUUGAAUCGGUUCCGCUGCAGCCAUUUCUACAUCAGGUCAGUGGACACACAGGGAUGUUUCGUUUUGAUGACCAGACUCUGUGUAAACCACUGAACGUCCGGGAAUAUAACUUCUACCUCAAUGUCCCGCAUAACCUCAAGCAGUUCACCGCGGAAUUCAGAGGUAGUAUUGAGGUGGAGAUUCACGAGGACAGUGAUGGCUAUGUGACAAUCAUGGGUCAUCGACCCAUGUCAACAAAAUGGCAAAAAUCAUCCAAGUGUGCAAACUUCAGUGAUGGAGCUCAACAGACAGACAAGAAGGAGAAAGGACAACACAGUUUGCGGCUCUUGAGGAGUGGCAGUGUAGAGGUGAGCACACAGACAGAUCAGGUGUUCCACUCACGAGACUCGACCUCUGACCUGAAGACAGAGAACAUUAAUCCCUGGAGUCUCCGGUGUCACAAGAAGACUCUGACUAAGCUGAGGAAGGCUAAUCAGGGCCCCGUCACCCGCUGUAAAUUUAUUUUGUUGGAGAAUGUGGCAGCACAAUUUUGUCACCCAAGUAUUCUGGACUUGAAGAUGGGAACCCGGCAACAUGGAGAUGAUGUUUCAGAGGACAAAAAGGAAAGGUUUAUGAAGAAAUGUCAAAAUACAACCUCCAGUAGUCUCGGGGUCAGGGUCUGUGGCAUGCAGGUUUAUCAAGAAAACAGUGAUCAAUAUGUAUGUGUGAAUAAAUACUAUGGUAGAAGUUUAGGAGUCGAUGGCUUCAAGCAGACCUUGCACCAGUUUCUUCACAAUGGCUAUGAGCUGAGAAAGGACUUGUUAGAUCCCAUCAUCAAAAGACUCCAGGAACUUCAUCGACAGAUCCAGUCACAUGACACGUAUCGUUUCUACUCCAGCUCACUCCUCAUCAUGUAUGACAUGCGUUCCCAAGGGACGCAUCACGAUCAAGAAUUGGGGCAUGACGAAGCUAGCGCCCAGUGCGCGCCAGUGGAUGUCCGCAUGAUUGACUUUGCCCACAGUACACACAGUGGCUUUCAGAAUGACACGACAGUACACACUGGCCCGGAUCAAGGUUAUCUGUUUGGAUUGAAGAACUUGAUUGAUGUUUUUACUGACAUGAGAUGAUUGUUGUAAUAGAAAAUUUGAGUGAUCAUUUAGUGAUGAGGUAGAGAGGAGGGGUGAGACUAGAACACAAUGUCAAACAGAGGGUUUUAAUGGAGCAAGCUGAAAUCCUCUGUCACCUGUUGGUAUAUACGUAUCGCUAUUCUCACAAAUUUUAAAGAUAAUAGAUUGCCAAAGAUUUUGGGGGGAGGGAUAUAGAGAUGUGCAGAAUACAGAAUUCUGAAUUGAUUUUAAGGAAUUCAUUUUUAUAAAUGUUGAAUUUGUACAGGUUCUUUGAAAUCUUCACUUGUUCCUUUAUUAUGGCGAUUUUAAACAUGCUUGAUAUUAUGUCUAUGAUUUUUGCCAGUAUGGUUUUUCUGUUAGCUUUUAUAAUGGAACUGUAUUUACAUUGUAUAUGGCAGUGGUUAGAGACCUGCGAAAGCUAACUCUGAACUAAGAUCUUUAAAAUUAACGAAAGCUAACUCAUAACAAAGAUCUUUAUAAUUAAGGAAAGCUAACUCAUAACUAAGAUCUUUAUAAUUAAGGAAAACUAACUCAUAACAAAGAUCUUUAUAAUUAGAUAAAGCUAACUCAUAACAAAGACCUCUAAACUGAAGUCUGAAGCAGAUAAUUCACAUACAGAUAAUGAGGAAGAAAUUGAACAUUUUGUAUAUGUAAUAAAUUUCUUUCAAAAUGAAGAGAACUGCUGUUCUGUAAGCUUUAUCCAGUCUGUGUCUAUAUAUUUUGAAUUGAAAUCUUUUCAAUAUAUACAAGCAUUCAUGAGUGUUAAAUUGAUAUGCAAGCAACCUCUUAAUGCUGAUGAUCUGUCCAGACCACCUGAUUCUCUGGUGAGUAAUGUGGUUCCUGCACCACCUGAUGCUCUGGUGAGUGAUGUGGUUCCUGCACCACCUGAUGCUCUGGUGAGUCAUGUGGUUCAUGCACCACUUGAUGCUCUGGUGAGUAAUGUGGUUCCUGCACCACCUGAUGCUCUGGUGAGUAAUGUGGUUCCUGCACCACCUGAUGCUCUGGUGAGUGAUGCGGUUCCUGCACCACUUAAUGCUCUGGUGAGUAAUGUGGUUCGUGCACUACCCGAUGCUCUGGUAUGUGAUGCAGUUCCUGCACCACCUGAUGCUCUGGUGAGUGAUGUGGUUCCUGCACCACCUGAUGCUCUGGUGAGUGAUGCGGUUCCUGCACCACCUGAUGCUCUGGUGAGUGAUGUGGUUCCUGCACCACCUGAUGCUCUGGUGAGUGAUGCGGUUCCUGCACCACCUGAUGCUCUGGUGAGUGAUGUGGUUCUUGCACCACCUGAUGCUCUGGUGAGUGAUGCGGUUCCUGCACCACCUGAUGCUCUGGUAAGUGAUGUGGUUCAUGCACUUCUUGGUUGAUAUAUAUGUACGUCUCAGUCAACAAUUUAAAUCUUGUAAUGUGACUUGUAAGAUAAGCUUUUGCUAACUCCCUAAUUUGAACUGAUGUGCAGUUUUCAACCUGGCAUAAAUUUUCCUUGGGGUAAGGGGAAUCAAUGUCUCUUCGGAUGAAGGACCCCCUCAGGAGCAAGGAAUAAGUUUUCAAAAUAAAUUCAAGCAUUGUACAUUUGGUUUGGAUCAUUGUCCAUCUGAGAUUAGAGGUCUAUACUUUUCCUGUACAAAUCUUAUGGAAUCUUGAGACUUUUUUCUCAAAAACUUUAUUGCAAUAGCAUUUCCACAAAGUGAACAAUUUUAAGGGUUACGAGUAAGAGUCCAGGGUUAGGAAGUAGCUUUGUGCAAGGAAACUAGCACAGGUGAGUACUGUGGCCCAGGGUCUCUGUAUUUUAGCACUGAAAAAUAGAAUGCUUUAACCAUAUUUGAAUUAAGUUCUUCUAUAUAUACACCAACAAACAAAAAAGCUGCAACACCACCCUAUUCAAAGAUAUUGCAAAUUCCAAACACUCUCCAAUUUCAAAAUCUAUUACCAUUAAUGAUAUUCUAUUUGCCUGUAGUGGUGCCAGUUUAUUAGAGAUUAGUGUUGACAGACUAUGGUUCCCAGAACAGGUGUGUUGAUAUACUUUAUGUGUCUCUCCUAAUUAGGUGAAGGAUCAAAGGUGACCAUGGCAUAUUAGAUUUUAUACAGCCCUGAAUGGCUGUUAUUGAGAUGAAAUGACAGUGCUGGUAUUCAGUUCUUCCAGAACAUUUUGACUGUCUCAGAGUUUUUUUGAUCAAUUUACAAUGUAUUGAAUUUUUUUUUUUUUUUUAGAAUUAUGUAAUAUUUUACCGUUUCUCAUUUGUAUGUUGGUAUCAAAAUGGUUGUUGUGAAAAACAAAUUUCAAUGUGUCAUGUAUGAAAACCUACAUUUAUAACAAAGUAGAAAUGUAAUUGACAAGGAUUUGAAGUCGAUGUUUGUGAACAGAGCAAUAUUUAAAGACAAGGUAUGUGAACAGAACCACACUUCAUUGAUUGUCAUUUUCUGACAUUCAUUUUAAGUAUUUUUACAUGCCUAAUGUGUUUUUUCUAUCAAGAUUUAUUUUAAACCAUAUAAUUUUUCUUAUGAAGUAAUACUUCAUUGAAUAUUCCCGAGUAUAUUAGACCAUACCCAGGGUACCAAGACUAUCGACAUAUCAUUAGAUGCUCGAUAUUUCUUUUUAUACAGAUGAUUUUCAUAUCAAUAUUUAUUGUAAAGAAGAAUCAUUAAGCAUGUCUUAUCCCAACAAUACAAGUAAUUUUUGGGUGAUAAAGAGCUAGAUUAUAAAACAGACCAAUUUUCAUGGAAGAAAGACCUGUUUUAUGUUAGAGAAUAGUAAAAUGGGACUGUUUUUAGCAAUUACAAAUUCACUGCAAGUAUUAGCAGAUAUUUUGAGUGAGCUAUGUGGCCUGUUGGCUUUAUGUUAUUUUGUUUUUUGGAGGGAUGUAUGAGAUUUAUUUAUUUUAUUUUAUUUUUUUUAGCUCAAGUGAGCUUUUCUGAUUGCCUGUUGUCUGUCCAUCUGUCUGUCUGUAAACUUUCCACAUUUUUUACUUCUUCUCCAGAACCACUGUGCCAGUUUCAACCAAACUUGACCCAAAGCAUCCUUGGGUGAAGGGCAUUCAAGUUUGUUUAAAUGAAGGGCCAUGUCUCCUUCAAAGGGAAGAUAAUCACAAAAAUGCAAAAAUAGGGUGGGGUCAUUUAAAAAUCAUCUUCUUGAGAACCACUGGGCCAGAAGAGCUAAAAUUUACAUGAAAGCUUCCUGUUAUAGUGGAGAAUCACGAUUGUUAAAAUCAUGAUCCUGGGGUAGGAUGGGGCCACAAUAGGGGGAUCAAAGUUUUACAUACAAAUAUAUAAGGAAAAUCUUUUGAAAUCUUCUUCUCAAGAACUACUGGUCCAGAAGAGCUGAAAUUUACAUGAAAGCUUCCUGCUAUAGAGGAGAACAAGUUUUUAAAAUCAUGACCCCCGGGGGUAGGUUGGGGCCUUAAUAAGGGAUCAAAGUUUUAUUGACAAGUUUAUGGAGAAAAUCUUUAAAAUUCUUCUUCACAAGAACCAUUGGGCCAUAGAAGUUAACAUUUACAUGAAUGUUUUCUGAAAUAAUGCAGAUUCAAGUUUGUAAAAAUCAUGGCCCCUGGGGGUAGGUUGGGGCCACAAUAGGGAUCUCAGUUUUACUUGUGAAUAUAUAGGGAAAAUCUUUAAGUAUUUGCCAAGGUGACUCAGGUGAGCGAUGUGGCCCAUGGGCCUCUUGCUAUGUUUACAAGUUAUUGUUUGGACUCUGGUACAAAAGUUUCAUAUAUUGCACAGCACAUUUUGUCAUUGAGAGGUUUUAUAUAACACAUUCAAUGAAUGAAUCACAACAUGACAGGAAUGAGGAGUGGCGUGUGUUAGAAGGUAGUCCCAUUUGUGAAUACUCUCUUGCAUUCCAGGGCCACUGGCAGCAUGUUUUGUCACAUAGUUCGACGUUGUGUCCACUAGACUUGUGGUAAUGUUCAGGUGUUUAUAAAGUUUUUGUUUAAUUCUCUGGUUGUUGUAAGACUCUAACAUGCACUGUGUUGUAAGUGGAAUAAUUCUCAUUCCUAACGGCUCUUAUAUGGUUUUCAUCUCAGGGAGUCAUUCAUUUUGGAAUUCAUGUACUGAAAUUACAUUGGGGGACCAGUAAACUCUAGUGAUGGCAGAUUAGCAUUAGGACCUCAGAAAGAGAACCAGUCCAAUCAAUGUGAUGUCUCGUCUGUUUUAGACGUUUGGUUUAUUCCCUGAUCUGUAGCAGACUUGUAAAAACAGUUAUAUUUACAAGUAAUUUUUGUUAUUUUCAUGUAAUUGUAUUAGUUUAUAGUAAAGUUUUCUGAAUAAAAGUCAGUUACCUAGGACCGAAAUAUUCUUGACUGUGAAUAUAUAGUUUGAACCUGCACACUACUCAAUAAUGAAAGAACAUUUGCACGUAGCUUGAAUAGUAUCCUCAUACCAGAAGAACAUUUGCACACCCAAAGUAAAUAGUCCUAUGUUCAUUUGGGUAUUCAGUUUCAUCAUAUUGAUGUAUGUAUUAGGAAUCAAUCAUGGAGAACAUUAACUGCCUUGUUGAUUGUGACUUAUUAAUGUUUGUGCUAUAUGGAUUGUCAUGGGGAUUUUUGUUGAGGGAGGCAUAUCUUAGCUCUUUGGAUGUUUUUAUGUGCUGUACAUGUUAUCUCUGCAAUAAAAAUCUUUUAAAGUUG
Molecule: messenger RNA, 6138 nt
Organism: Ostrea edulis (European flat oyster)
Lineage: Eukaryota; Metazoa; Mollusca; Bivalvia; Ostreida; Ostreidae
Product: inositol hexakisphosphate kinase 1-like
Exons: 6
Coding region: 383-1522 (379 amino acids)
Biological process (GO): phosphatidylinositol phosphate biosynthetic process; inositol phosphate biosynthetic process
Cellular component (GO): nucleus; cytoplasm
Molecular function (GO): inositol hexakisphosphate kinase activity
Source: RefSeq, a predicted model, not a curated record